Plasmodium fragile is the source of this 459-nucleotide messenger RNA. RefSeq lists its product as uncharacterized. Lineage: Eukaryota; Apicomplexa; Aconoidasida; Haemosporida; Plasmodiidae. Gene Ontology annotation, cellular component: mitochondrion. Gene Ontology annotation, molecular function: 4 iron, 4 sulfur cluster binding; 2 iron, 2 sulfur cluster binding; iron ion binding. The transcript has a single exon. The coding region runs from base 1 to 459 and encodes 152 amino acids. The record is from RefSeq and is a predicted model, not a curated record. Gene Ontology annotation, biological process: iron-sulfur cluster assembly.
AUGUUUCACCUGCUAAAACGUAACCGCGCAUCCAAAUUACGGAGCGCGCUCAUUAACAACAGGAUGCCCUAUGGCUCAACCCCCGAGGGUGAAAGUACCCAACCAAAUGCACACAACCAAAUUAUCCACCUCACCAGUGACGCAAUUAACAAAAUGAAGCAAAUCAAUUUGAAGUAUAAAAACUCAAAAGCUUUGAAGGUAUCUGUAGAAGCUGGGGGAUGCUCAGGCUUCCAGUAUUCCUUUUCCCUAAUUGACAAAACAAACAUACAGGAGAAAGACCUAGUCGCUUAUAAUAAAGAGUGCCUCGUAGUCAUUGAUAAAGGGGCGGCAGAAAUGCUUCGGAACUCCAAAAUAGAUUACACCAAUAAUCUCAUUGCAAAAAAGUUUGUCAUUGAAAAUAUUCAGAACCUCUCAUCCAAGUGUUCCUGUGGUAACUCCUUUGAUGUUAAAUUGUUUUAA